GGAAAGUGUCAGCCGCACAGAACGGGGAGUGGCGCUAGUCUUCCAGACUCUGUCUUAGGUGCAUCCAGUUGCGUUGACGAAGAGGAAGAUACGAAAAUUGAUGCUGAUCUAGGCGAUGACUAUUUUGGAGAGGCAGAUGAUGAUGACUUGUUUUACGAGGAUGAAAGUCGAUCAACAUCAGCUGGUGCCGCGCAAGGACAUCAGAGAACUUCACGACCUGGCAUGAGUUCUUCGACUCAAAGUCAAUCGCCCGCCUCCGGCGACGUGCAUGGACCACGCCCAGACCCAUUGCGAUUUCUGCUGACGUGGAUGCAAUGGCUGCAGCCAGCGCGCGACUCCGUGAGAUUUCUAACGAAGGAUCGAAAGGACGUGGAAGUGAUGGAGGUCCAAAAGGU
This is a messenger RNA of Amoebophrya sp. A25, 395 nucleotides long. NCBI's taxonomy places the organism in Eukaryota, Dinophyceae, Syndiniales, Amoebophryaceae. The record is from the annotation of a GenBank genome assembly.